Hevea brasiliensis (rubber tree) is the source of this 1674-nucleotide messenger RNA. RefSeq names its product molybdate transporter 1. The record is from RefSeq and is a predicted model, not a curated record. Gene Ontology annotation, molecular function: molybdate ion transmembrane transporter activity. Lineage: Eukaryota; Viridiplantae; Streptophyta; Magnoliopsida; Malpighiales; Euphorbiaceae. Gene Ontology annotation, biological process: molybdate ion transport. Bases 142 to 1527 code for a protein of 461 amino acids. The transcript has a single exon.
CCAGUGGCGUCCGUCUUCCGCUCUCUUACGGCCUCUCAUCAAUUGAAAGGUUACUGUUACUUCAUUACACUUGGCUAAGCUUGCAAAGUUGCAAAUCCAAACUUUUAUAUUACAGAGGAACAUUCGCUUCAACGACAAGCAAUGGAGCCCCAUAGCCAGCAAUUACCUGUUGUUGGUACCCUCCAAAACCUUCCUGAAACGCCCACUUCCAAAUUUCCGACCAAUAUUGUUCACAAAGUGAGAGAAAAUUUGGUCUUUCAAUCAAAAUGGGCAGAAAUCAAUGGUGCCAUGGGAGACUUAGGCACUUACAUCCCAAUAGUCAUGGCCUUGACCCUAGCCAGUGACCUUAACCUGGGCACAACGCUAAUAUUCACUGGCAUGUAUAAUAUUGUCACUGGUGCAAUUUAUGGCGUGCCAAUGCCAGUACAGCCCAUGAAAUCAAUUGCUGCUGUUGCUAUAUCAAACAAAGAAGAAUUUGGCAUCCCAGAAGUUAUGGCAGCAGGAAUUUGCACUGGGGGAAUUCUAUUGAUUUUGGGUUGCACAGGUUUGAUGCAGCUAGUUUAUAGGCUAAUUCCACUAUCUGUUGUUCGGGGGAUUCAGCUUUCACAAGGGUUAUCAUUUGCAAUGACUGCUGUUAAGUAUAUUAGGAAGGAUCAGAACUUUUACAAGUCAAAGUCAGGUGGAGAUCGACCCUGGUUGGGGUUGGAUGGGUUGGUUUUGGCUGUAUUUUGUGCUUGCUUUAUUACUGUGGUCAAUGGUGCAGGGGAGGAUAGAGGAGAAAGAGAGAUUAAUAAUAGCAAUUUGUGUGAAGAAGAAAGGCAUAGGAGUAGGAGGAGGAGAAUUAGGAAAAUUAUUUCCUCACUUCCCUCUGCUUUUAUGGUCUUCUUGCUGGGUGUGGUUUUGGCAAUUAUAAGGAGGCCUAAAGUGGUGCAGGAUAUUAAAUUAGGACCAUCUUCUAUUCAGGCGGUGAAAAUCUCCAAGCAUGCUUGGAAAGAAGGGUUUAUCAAGGGCACAAUUCCUCAACUUCCUUUAUCAAUUCUAAAUUCUGUCAUUGCUGUGUGUAAGCUGUCAGCUGAUCUUUUUCCAGGCAAGGACUUCUCUGCUACCUCUCUUUCAGUGACUGUAGGCCUAAUGAACUUAGUGGGAUGUUGGUUUGGGGCCAUGCCCUGUUGCCAUGGUGCAGGAGGCCUUGCUGGUCAGUACAAGUUUGGAGGUAGGAGUGGUGGGUGUGUUACCCUUCUGGGAGCAGCCAAAAUGGUCUUGGGCUUGCUUAUAGGGAGUUCUUUAGUGAUGGUUUUGGACCAAUUCCCAGUUGGGGUCUUAGGAGUGCUACUAUUGUUUGCUGGAAUAGAGCUAGCUAUGGCUUCAAGAGACAUGAACACAAAGGACGAAUCCUUUGUGAUGCUUAUAUGCACUGCAGUUUCGCUUGUGGGUUCUAGUGCAGCACUUGGCUUUGUGUGUGGGAUUGUUGCGCAUGUUCUUCUUAAGUUGAGAUCUGGCAUUAUGCAUAGCACAAGAAUUCCAUAGAAAUUUAAAUUUGUAUUGGGAUUUUUAUUUUCUGCCUUUUCGUCAGGGCACUGUGAUUCUGUGAAUCCAAUGUCCCUUCCAAGUUAUGAAAACAAAUAAAAACUUUUAGUGUACUACUUUUUCUUUAAUUUGAAGUGGUCUUAUUCA